Molecule: messenger RNA, 7365 nt
Organism: Bombus huntii
Lineage: Eukaryota; Metazoa; Arthropoda; Insecta; Hymenoptera; Apidae
Gene: su(sable)
Product: protein suppressor of sable
Exons: 9
Coding region: 2206-5904 (1232 amino acids)
Biological process (GO): negative regulation of DNA-templated transcription
Cellular component (GO): nucleus
Molecular function (GO): metal ion binding; RNA binding
Source: RefSeq, a predicted model, not a curated record
AGCAAUGAGUUCAUGUAAAUAAUGAGUUUAUAUAAAUACAUGAAUUGAAGUCAAAAAUAUAAUUUUUCAAAAUAAUUAUCUAAAAAACAUUUAUAUUGAAAAAUAAGAAAACUUCCAAAACGUCUGCAAAUAAUAAAGCGUGAAAUUCGGGAUACAAUGUUUUUAAUACGGUUAAUAUAUCUACAAGCUCGCUUUCAGACGAAUUGUGCGUAGAAAACCAAGGGUCAACGAAGGCUUGAGGAAUUUGCUCUACAUAAACAGAAGCAAUAAAGAGAAGUGGGGAGGGAGAGGAAGCUAGAGAAAAUCUUAGUGGGGGAAUGCAGAUAAUGGAAACGUGAGCACGUGAUCGUUGAAUACGGUUUCUGAUUGGUUAAACGGAAUCAGCGCUGCUUUCCCUCCCAGCUCGGUACCCGUUCGUGUUGCCCUUCUUCCGAGGUUUCGUACAGCUGCCUGCUCAGAAUAGUUCCAGAUGUGGCCAUGUUUAGUUUGAUCUUUGAAGUUUUCGCUCAUCGUCUCAUAACUGAUACAUUUUUAUACAAUCUGCUGACAUAGUAAUACGCUCUGUCCGACCAUCGUUCUUUUUCGCCUGCCUGCGACUAGUCUCGUUCAUAAUAACAUAUGUUCUUCUUUUGCUGAGAUAAAUAAUCUAAGUACGCGGAAGUACACGAGAGACGUAAAAAACGCUGUCAAUCCAUCCAGGAUAGACACGAAUCGCGUCGAGUCCGUGCAUUAAAACAUUUUAUUUCUCGAUUAAAUUUCAAUAACAGACGCGCGUCUGAUUAAACUCGCAGUUGUUUUUAUCGGCAAGGCGAGACGAACAAAUUUAUUCGUUGCUCCCUUUCUCUCUCUCUCUCCCAAUAUAUUUUCAAUUGAAAAAAGAGAGCGCUGUUAUCAGAUCACGGAACACACGGGAAUCGUCGAAGUGGAAGCUACGUCUUUACAUUAACUCUACGAAGCUUCGAGUCGUAUCUUUGGGGAAAAACGCUUUUUCCUUUUUGUUUGAUUAUUACGAAUUUUAAAAAAAGAGAAAAAAGUACAUUAUACGUAUUUCCUAUCGAGCUCUGCUCUUAUCUCCGUAUUUCAUUCGAUAGUUAAGAGCGUAAGGAAAAAGAGAUAAUUCUGAAACGCCUACGAGAGCUUAUGGUCGGUCAGCCAUAUGCCACGUCAUGCCACGACGUUGCAGUGGUAAGAUCACGUCAUUUAACGAAAUUUAAUAGCCAAGGAGAGGAGAGACACACAGUGAAAAUCUAUCCAUUUCUUCGCCGAAUCGAGAAGUGCAAAUAGUAAUUUACGGAUAAAUCAGAGAAAUAAAAAGACACUUUAAUUAAACGAGAUAUAUUAGCCUGAAUAUUGUGCUCAGGCGAGAAGAAUUAAUUUGGGAGGAUAAAAAAGAGGUCAGAGACAUGUAACUGAGGCAACGAUAGAAAAAAGAUACAGAAAACGUUUUUAAUAAAAACCUCUGGUACGUUCGGUUGUUGGGCGCGCGCACGCGCACGCAAGAGAGAAAGAGAAACGGAGAGACACACGAGAAACACGAUUCUUUGUAGGCUAAUUAGUGUCCUAGUAAACUGAGUAUUUUUGAAAAUUUUUUCAAAUGCUAGAAUUCAGGCACGCGAUUAUUUUCCAAGCAAAGAGCCAUCGAGUGUGGUCGCGUCAAUCGAUCGAAUGAUCAUCGUCGGGCCACAGUGCUAUAUCAUACGGUACAAAACACGAUCGAUCGGGACAAAACAAUGGCAUUAGAGAGUGUUUCCGCGGCUGAGACUCUAAUCCAAAGAAACGGAAGUUUGUAUUGAGUAAAAGAAAUAUGCACGGGAUCUUCGGGGAGACGAUAUACAUAUACAGAAGAUAUAUACAUAUAUACAUUUCCCGGUCGAGUACGACGUAUUUAUACAUGUACCUAAUACACAUUCAAAGACUAAAUUUAUACACAGCGCGCAUGUAGAUGUGCGUUAUGUACAUAUGUACAACCUACCUUACGUACACAUGUGUAUACCUUACAUACAUGUGUAUACACGUGAAUGAACGAAACAAACGGGGUCUACACGCAAAGAAAUUCUGACGCACGAUUAUCGAAAAAUGUUACAUGCACUGUUGAUAAUGCUGUAACGAUGACGAUGAGAUAUGCUGUAGAAAUAAUGUGAUAUGUUAUAUAUUCGUAUUCAUACUAUUGCAUUGAUGAUGAAUUAUGGUAGUUGAUGAUGAAUAAUGAUGUUAAUAAUGAACACGAUUUGUGGUAAUGAUGAUAAUGAUUUGGAAGAUGGGGAAAUUCCUUCCGAUGAAGAUGAUGAACCUCUGCCACCACCAGUAAAUAAUGACGCCAAUAAAAGUGCAUCAAAAGCAGAUAUACCAAAAACUAAAGCUUUCGAUGCUAAAUUCAAUAAAAAUAAGAAAUCAAAUGUUCAAGGAAGUAGCAAGCAUGAUAGGUUUCUAAAAUACAAAAAUCCAUCAGAAGAUUGGGCAGGAGAUGUGGAAAAAGCAAUUAGGGCAGCGUUAGAGGAAGAUGGAACCAGGAAUCAAGAUUCUAAAUCUAAGAGUAAAAAUAAUAGAAAUAAGAGUAGAAAAAGGAUGCGGGAUGAAAGAGAGGAAGACCGUAAUAAGGAUCAAAAGAGAAGAAAAGUGAGCGACGACGAAAAUGUCAAUGAAGAUGAAGAUGAAAUGUUAUUUGUUAGGGGUGCUUCACCUGUUAGGAAAGAUUCGCAAGAGAAUAAUUCUCCAAGACAUACAAACGAGCAUGAGAAUUUUGAUAGUAAUUCAGAUUAUGAUGAUAGGCCUAAUGUAAAUCGACAUAGGGAUAAUGAUAACAAGCGUAGUAAUUCAAGAGGAGGUGGCGGUGGAGGAGGACGUAGAGGCGGUAAAAAUGAACGUGGUGGUAAAAAUAAAACUCGUGGGCAAAUGCGGAAUGAUAGAAAUGGACGGAGAAAUCAAAAUAAUGACCACAAUCAAGAUCCAGAUGCUAUAUGUGUUUAUUACAUGCAAGGAAAAUGCCAUAGAGGAGAUGAUUGCCCUUUUUCACACAAUGCUUUACCACCUCGAAAGAUGGAACUCUGCAAAUUUUAUCUUAUGGACUGUUGUGCAAAGAGAGAUAAAUGCCUUUAUAUGCAUCACGAUUUUCCAUGUAAAUUUUUUCAUACAGGAUUAAAAUGUAGUCAGGGAGAGAAUUGUAAAUUUUCACAUCAACCUUUAAAUGAGCAGGUGAAAGGGAUUUUGUUAAAACACUUAGAAACAGCACCAAAAGAAAUUCUUGGAGAUUUUCCACGUUUAAGUAGAGAAGGGGCAUUGUUAAUGAUAAAUAAUACAGCUAGAGCAUUAGCGCAGGGUCAAGAAACUACAAAUCAAAAAAUUCCCAGUCUUUUUGAACUAAAUAUAUCAGCUCCAACUGGUACCACAGAAAAGAAUAAUGAAAGGGAAGAAAAAGAAGAACCAGUACAACAGCAGAAAAGUGUUAGAGAAAGGAAAUCGUCAGGUAAGAAAACUCGAUGGGGUUCAGAUGAAGAUAGGGUUCCAUACGAACAAAUCAUGUUGUUACAAUCAUCAGCCAAUGAACUUGGUCUGCAACUUCCUAAUGCUGCAUUGGGUCUAGCAACCCAACAACACUUACAAAAACCAUUAAUACCCCAAUCUAUGCCAAAUAUGGAUUUUUAUACUGAAGCUAAUAACCUUGAAUUGAACAAAAUAAAUUUAAACAAAUCAAGAGAUAGAGAAGAUUUCACAAAAGACGUAGAAGAAGACGAAAUACUAGAACAGGCAAAAAAGAAAGACACAACACUACUUGAAGAUUCAAAAGAUGUAGAUUUAAGGCAAUUGCUAAAUGCGCAAAAGCCGCCACCUGUUGUUAGUAUAGCUGAUGAAGUAGCAAAUCUUACUAAAUCUAAGUUCGAUGAAGAAAGUGAUCAAGAUGAAGAAACAGAUCUUGUUAUAGAAAUGCCAAUGGAAGAUGACGAUAAGCAGAAAGACAAAAAUACUGAUCAGGAAGAAACAAAUAUCGCAAACGAAGAAACUAAUAAUCACUGUGAUACUUCUUCACUAUGUACGGAAGAGCAAGAAAUACCAGCUCAUUUACCAAAAAAGGCACAGGAAUUGUUCAUGCGUAUUCAGCAACAACAACGGGCAGCACAGGAUAGUUUUAAAAACAUAGAAAAUGAGUUCUCUGCACUUUCGAGCAGACGUACGGAUCAAAUUUUAGAAGAUUGGUAUUCGGACGAUGAGGAUGACGAUGACGAUGAUGAAAGUGGAAAUCUUACAAUAGUACUUUCCAAUAAAGAUACGUUGAAAGAUGAAAAUGAAUCUGCAGAAAAGUCACAGAGUAUUGUGAUUAAAGAAGAAUUUCAAACUACACCUUCUGCUCCUACUAUACCUCAGCCAGCAGCUAUUGUGGACAAACUUGGAGACUUAAGUAAGAUUGACAUUAGUGCUGAGGUAUCAAAGUUAUUAUCGUCACUAAAGGCGACGACUGGUAAAUCUUUUCAACAAAAUACUACACAAGAUUAUUCCUCAAAAGUUAAAUCUUCACCGGACAGAAUAUCAUCAGACGAAUCAAACAUUCACAGUAAAAGUAUCAACACAUUUAAUACUUCAAAUCAGUUAUCAAAAAUUGAAAAUGAAACAUCGAGUCCACGUUCCUCCCCUGGAACAAGUUCUGUACCUGUUUCCAGAGAUCCCCGUAUGUCACGAGAUCCCAGACAACGUCGAGACGAACAGAAAUUGAGCAGCCCUAGUAGAACAGAUAGUAAAAAAGAAUCUAAGCAUCUUAGAUUGGAAACGAGUAUCUACAGUUCCGGCAUUACUGCUGUUGAUACUAACAUGGAUACAGAUCUCCGAACUAAGACAGAUCAGGAUCUUCGGAGAAAGGAUAUGGAUUUCAGACAACAAUUCCAAACCGGUUUUGGAGAUACUGAUCUUCGAGUUGUCAGUGCAGGAUUCACCGAUGCGUCUACUAAAUCUGAUGUGGAUUUGCGACAAAUGUUGAGUUUGCCUUUUAAACCGGCACCAUCGCACGUUCCUUGUACGGAAAUUGAUGCAAGUAUUUCUUCGCAUCCUCCAAUGACGUAUAAAGUAUAUGUUGUUGACAUACCAAGACCUGAUUAUACAGGUCUUAAACUUACUAAAAAUGAUGCACAGGUUAAAUACGAUCCACGAUUACGUAAAAUAUUUAGAAUCGGUAAAAUCGAAUUAGCUGAUUCUCCCAUGUCUCCACCUCCAAUUAAAAUGGAUACUCCAAAGUCACCCCCACAAGUCCGAUCCGAUCCACGUCGAAAAGCUCUCGAGGCUUCCAAUUUAUCUUCUCAAAAUGUAAAUGCUUCCAUGAUGAAGAAUGUACAGCAGUCGUCAAUAGAAAUAUCGAACAUGGGAAUGGGUCCUGGUGGUAUGUCUGUUCCUCAGGGUAUGCCUGGACCACAAGGUAUGCAAGGAGGACAAGGCAUGAUGCCAAUGGGUCCAAAUCCAAUGCUUGGAAAUAUGGGACCUAUAGGACCUAUUAUGAAUACUCCCAUGGGCCCUCAAAACAUACCACCUAUGGGUAUGACGGGAAUGUCCAACAUGCCUCCGGGAAUGACCAUGAACGGACCAGUUGUGCCUCAGAAUCAGAUGAACUUUGAUCCACGUUUUAAUGUUCAACGCAACAAUGGGGCUGGGUUGUUAGGCCCAGCACCUGGUGUAGGCUUCGGACCAGACGUUAAUUCUUCAUACGAUGGUGCGCCAUCGUACCCUAGUGGCAAUUUCAAUAACUUUGGUCCCGGUCCUACUUCAGUGCCUCCAGAUUCUGGUAUGAUGGGAUUCAAUCCGAAUGGUCCGAAUCCAAACUUCGGUAUGGAGGGGCCUGAGUGGAAUGGAACAAACCAAAAUAGACGCGGUGGACGAAUCAGGCGACGAAAUCGAAAUAGGACCAAUAUCGUGACUAAUAAUUAAGGCAAUAAGCAAUUUCAAGUAGGUACAUAAGCGAAGUACCUGGUGAUAAUUCUCAUUGUAAUUUAAAUUUGUACAGCAUGCAUUAAUGAUAAUGCAUUCAUUUAUGGCGGUCCAGAUUAAUGAUCUUUUGAUUGUGUCAAUUGUACAUGGUGUCAAAUGCUCGAUAGUGGUUAAAUAGCAAAAUAUAAAUUUAAACUAUUGGAAGAAAAAUAUUAAAUAUUGUACAUGAAUUACACACUUUGAAGCAUUUCUUUGUAUGAAGUAUACAUACCAAUGAAUGAUAUAAGUAAUGCUCAUAAUUACGUGACUCUAUAUUUUAUUUAAAAAAUAUAAAUCAUAUUAUAUACACGAGAAAUAUAUCAAAUAUAUCUAUGAAUAAUAGCAAAUGAAAUUUUCAGCGGAGAUGUAUAUGUAUAUAUUGAACAUCUUCAUCCAUUUAAAAAGACAUUUAAUAUAUAAGAUAUGAUGAAUGAAAAAUCUGAUUAUAUAGAUUGAUUUAUAUCUUUUUUUUAUGUCUUCCAUGUAUGAUACAUAACGGAAAUACAUACAUACAUAUAUAUGAAUAUAUAUAUAUGAAUAUAUGUAUGUGUGUGUAUAAUUUAUAUGCAAAUAGUUCUUGAAUUCUAGAAUGCAUAUAAGUUUUAUUAAAUUAUGUUUAGACAGUAUCAGAACGACAUAAAUUCAUUAAACAUGAAACGGCCUAAGGCCUAUUAUUAUAAGUCAAAACACCAAUAAAAUGACAUAGUACAUGAUACAGUAUGAAAAUGCAAUAUUUUAUAAAAAACUAAUGUACUUAUAAGAGUUUUGAAAAUAAUUGUACAUGGACAUACUUUUUUACUUACAUUAGAAGAGAUAUAGAUAGAUAUCAAAAGAUAUUUCAUUUCAAAUUUUGUAGGGACUGCAGAUUAAAAAUGUAUUUAAAUAAAUGUGAACCUUAUGAUAAUCUAGGUUUUACACUGCUAGCAAAAUUUUUACCCUAUUAUUACAUUUACCCGUUAUGGCAGUCAUAUGUUCCAUGUAUUAAUAUUAAAUACAUCUCUGCUAAAACGCAGAUUAAGAAAUACUUCCUCUUUAUAAAUAAUAUUAGAAACAGAGUAUAUGUUUCAAUCUAAAGAAUUGUUCAGCCAUUAUUCAAUGUUAACCUAUUGAUAUUUUCCUUUAUUAUUACCUAUUACCUAGAAAGUUAAAAAAUGAAAAUUACAUUUGUAAAAAAUAUAGUUUACUAUCAUAUAGUGAAACUCUUUUGUACAAUUUAAUUAUUAAUUCUAAUACGUUUUUCUACUAUUACUCAUAACGUUGUAAACAAUGGUUGUGUUUCCCCACUGCACUUUGUUUAAAACACAAAUAUUUUAAAUAUGGAUAUAAAAAAUGAUAAAAUUUAUAUAAUGUACAACCCAUGUAAGAGAAAUUGUACUUUCAUUUGACUAUAAUUCACUAUUACAGAUUCUUGUUUAAUUAUUA